UCCUUUUAUUUCGUUUGUCAUUAGCUGAACGGUGUAGUAAGAAAAGUGCUUAAAUUACUAGAAAAAGUUCAUUUAUUUCGUGAAAUUAAGUGAAAAUAACAACAAUGGGUGAGACUAUAAAUACUAGUCAACAGUUUCCGCACUUCGAAAAGCCAACAGUGCAAUUUAAUGAAAAUGGCUGGGGUCCAUGUGAAUUGCCGGAGACUUUUCGCGAUAUGCCAUACCAACCGUUCAGCAAAAGCGAUCGCCUAGGGAAGAUUUGUGAUUGGACCAGCAGCUCUAAUAACGACAAGAAAUAUCAAAAUAAGUAUGCCUCGUCCUUCGGUACUGGCAAUCAAUAUGCUUAUUAUCAUGAGGAAGAUGAGACUACUUUCCAUCUCGUCGAUACGGCUCGCGUACAGAAGCCACCUCAUCAACGUGGACGCUUCCGUUCGAACAUGCGCAACAACAGGUCCGCCCGUGGUCGCAAUCAACGUGGUGGAUUGAAUUCUGGUAUGACUACUUUGGGUGGCAAAAAUGUCAAAGCCCGCGAUCCUCGCCGUGGUAUGGGUAAAAAGUUCGGAUCGCGUGGUGUGCCACCUAAGAUUCGUGAAUCAUCUGUUGCUGUCCGUUCAGACUGGACCUCAAUUGAAGAAAUGGACUUCCCACGUCUGACGAAACUUUCGCUGCCAAACAUCAAAGAGGGUGAGGACAUAAUAACUUGCGGUACUCUUGAAUACUAUGACAAAACUUAUGACCGCAUCAAUGUGAAGAAUGAGAAGGCGCUGCAGAAAAUUGAUCGCAUUGUUCAUACUGUCACAACUACCGAUGAUCCCGUUAUUCGCCGUCUUUCCAAAACUGUGGGCAACGUUUUUGCUACCGAUGCUAUUUUGGCCACCAUUAUGUGUUCCACACGAUCGAACUACUCUUGGGAUAUUGUUAUUGAGAAGUUUGGUGAUAAAAUCUUCAUGGAUAAGCGUGACAACACUGAGUUUGAUUUGUUGACCGUCAAUGAAACGUCUGUUGAACCACCAACUGACGACGAUAGCUCUCCAAAUUCACCACGAAACUUGGCAAUCGAAGCAACAUUCAUUAACCAUAACUUCAGUCAACAAGUGUUGAAAACCGGCGACAAGGAACCUAAGUAUAAGUUCCAAGAAGCCAAUCCGUUCAUAACUGAGGAUGAAGAUGUUGAAGUUGCCAGUGUUGGCUACCGUUAUAAGAAGUGGAACUUGGGCAGUGACAUUGUUUUAGUUGCUCGUUGUGAGCACGAUGGUGUAUUGCAAUCACCAAAUGGAGAACCUCAAUUCUUAUCGAUCAAAGCAUUAAACGAAUGGGACUCAAAAUUGGCGAAUGGAGUUGAAUGGCGUCAGAAAUUGGAUACCCAACGCGGCGCUGUAUUGGCAAACGAAUUGCGUAAUAAUGCGUGCAAACUAGCCAAAUGGACUGUACAAGCUGUGCUUGCCGGUUCCGAUCAAUUGAAGCUAGGUUAUGUUUCCCGUAGUAAUCCACGUGAUCCCUCACGACAUGUCAUACUGGGAACUCAACAAUUUAAACCACAUGAAUUUGCCACACAAAUUAAUUUGAGCAUGGAUAAUGCCUGGGGUGUUCUACGCUGCAUUAUCGAUAUUGUAAUGAAACAGAAGGAUGGCAAAUAUCUGAUUAUGAAGGAUCCCAACAAGCCCAUGAUCCGUUUGUACGAUAUUCCAGACAACACCUUCGAUAGCGAAGAUUCCGAUGAUGGCGAGGGAGAUGAUGGUGAAGCUUUUCAACCAGUUUACACAUACGGCAACAACAAGAGAAUUUAAAUUUAAAACAGCGAAAGUAAAUUAAUUUUAUGUGUAUGAAAUUGGAAUCUGCAAUUCGAUUGUUUAUUUUUUGAUAAGAGAAAAGCCAGCACCUAGAUUGCAAAACCAAAAUUUUUUUAUAUAAAAAAAAUAUUUACAUUGAAUUGUUAAUCAUAGUUAUUUGUAGUGACUAAAGACAGACAACUCGUACAUAUUUGUAUAAUCGAUAACUCAAGCAGCCCAGAUUCAAAAUACAUUAAAAGUAUCUUAAACAACUAUAAUGAUUAUUCCACAAUAUAAUAAAAAUAACGGCCUAUCCUUGGUACUAUUAAA
This is a messenger RNA of Bactrocera tryoni, 2099 nucleotides long. It is a transcript of the gene eIF3d1, whose product is annotated as eukaryotic translation initiation factor 3 subunit D-1. The record is from RefSeq and is a predicted model, not a curated record. Gene Ontology annotation, cellular component: eukaryotic translation initiation factor 3 complex; cytoplasm. Gene Ontology annotation, molecular function: translation initiation factor activity. The transcript is spliced from 5 exons. Gene Ontology annotation, biological process: translational initiation. Bases 105 to 1787 code for a protein of 560 amino acids. NCBI's taxonomy places the organism in Eukaryota, Metazoa, Arthropoda, Insecta, Diptera, Tephritidae.